AUGGCUAGAAAGAAAACGGCAAACACAACAUCGGCUCUUGAAAUGGAGUCCUCUGUGCCUCCUAUUGUUGAAAUCAAUUAUGUGGACCCUCUCUUCACUGUGGCCGCUCACCCCAUUAAGCCAAUUAUUAUGGCUGGUUUAGGAACAGGUCAUUUGUACUGCCAUUCAUACAAUGCCGAAAGCCUUGAGGAAACAGUUCAGAAUGAAAGGGAAAAGGCAGAACUUAAAGAAAAGAAUUCGACCAAAGUUUCAAUAUCGUCAAUCAAGAAAAAAUGGUGGAUUUCAAUGGAUAGUCUGGACUUAGGGUCAACAGGCGAUUUCUCUACCAAUUGGAAGACCAAAAGACAUAAAGGAUCUUGCCGAUCGGUCAUUUUUGAUAUUCUGGAGAACUCUACAGGUGAUUUUAUUUACUCUGUUGGCACUGAUCACAUCAUAAAAAGAGCAUCUACUGAGACCGGAAAAGUCACCGCAAAGACAUCAGUCUCGAACCAUUAUGAUGGUAAAGAUGCGAUAACUAAUAUGUGUCUCUCGAGUACCCAUCCAUUCUUAUUGACUGGUACGGAGAAUGGUCAUGUUCUAGUAUUUGACAGCCAUGAGUUGUCAAGUAAGAAGUUAAAAUUCAAGUUGCCAAAUAUCCAUGAAGAUUCGAUCAAUAAAAUAUUACCCAUGCCUGCCAUAUCUGCAUAUCAUUAUCUUACACUUGGAUCCACAACGCUAGCACACAUUGACAUCAGAAAAGGUGUUAUAACCCAGUCUGAUGAUCAAGCAGACGAACUCUUAUCAAUGUGCUACGCUACGGACAGUAUAAAUGCCAACAAGAAUGACACGGUUCUUGUUUCUCAUGGUGAAGGUAUUGUUACACUUUGGAAAAACUCAAACAACGGUCUCGCAGAUCAGAUUUCGAGAGUUAAGGUGAACAAGAAUGCUUCCAUUGACGCCAUUAUCCCAACAAUGAACGAGGGGGUAGAAGAUUUGAAGGACUCUGUCUGGUGUGGAGACAGCGAGGGUAUUCUUCACAGAGUUAAUUACAAGAAAGGAAGGGUCGUCGAGACCAGAGUCCAUUCUUCUGUGAUGGGAAAACUAGGUGGAAUGGACGAAGUUGGUGGCCUCGAUAUUGAUUACGAUUACAGAUUGAUCAGUUCUGGAAUGGAUGGUUUGAAAAUCUGGUCGGGGCAACUGGAAAAAGACCAGCAAGGAGUGCUGGAUGAUGACGAUCUGGAUUCCAGCGUUGAUGAUUCGGACGACAUACACAGCGGAAGCGAUUCUUUUUUUGACAACACAGAUCUGGAAGGAGAAGAAGAGGGAGAAGAAGAGGAAGAAGAAGAGGAAGAAGAUGCGAUAAUUCCAAACAAGGACGAGAAUGACAGCGAAGAAGUAGGCUUUGAUGCAUCAGAAGGAUCUGAAGAUGAAGAAUCGACACCUUCAACACAUUCAACACCUCAGAUUGUGAGAAAAAAGAGAACUGAUAUUGCAACAGUUGUGAUGAAACCUAAAAAGAGAAUGAUUGACAUCAACAAAAUUACAAGAAGCGAACAACUGUCGGAAAGCGGGCAAGAGCAACAAAAAAAGAAACAGAAAAAAGUGAAAACACUGGUUCCAAAUAAUGGAAUUGCCAAAUUUGAUGGUCUUUGA
This is a messenger RNA of Sungouiella intermedia, 1632 nucleotides long. The record is from the annotation of a GenBank genome assembly. Lineage: Eukaryota; Fungi; Ascomycota; Pichiomycetes; Serinales; Metschnikowiaceae.